This is a messenger RNA of Hirsutella rhossiliensis, 3021 nucleotides long. Its product is annotated as pleckstrin-like domain-containing protein. The transcript has 5 exons. Gene Ontology annotation, cellular component: division septum; nucleus; mating projection tip. NCBI's taxonomy places the organism in Eukaryota, Fungi, Ascomycota, Sordariomycetes, Hypocreales, Ophiocordycipitaceae. Gene Ontology annotation, molecular function: guanyl-nucleotide exchange factor activity; protein binding. The coding region runs from base 1 to 3021 and encodes 1006 amino acids. Gene Ontology annotation, biological process: intracellular signal transduction; septin ring organization; establishment of cell polarity. The record is from RefSeq and is a predicted model, not a curated record.
AUGGCCCAUGCCCCGUUACUCAGAAACAACACCGCCCCGGUCUUCCAGUCCAAUCUGAGCCGCGCCGGAGGUCUACAACAGAACAGCAUGAGCAAUGCGCCGCGCACCAGCCAGCUGUCGGGCUCCACAGCCUACGCUGGCUCGUCGUCGUCGUCGCUAAAUUCCCUGACCAGCGGCGGAACAAUCGUCCCUGGUCAGAAUGGCGGCCCCAUCGUCGCCACCUCCAACAUCAUCAACCAAAAGGCGGAUGCCUCACGCUCAUUGUACCAAAUAUGCGUCUCACUCAAGCAGCGCCUCGCCCAGGUGCCCGGCUUCGAGCCCUUCCUCGACCAACUCGACCCGACCGACCCCGUCGAUCCGCUUUGGAACCUCUUCCGCACAGGCUAUCCCCUGUUGGCAAUAUACAACUCGCUGCAACCCGCCGAACCCCUCAAAGUCGAUGACCCCAACGCUUCGGAAGCCAAGAAGUCCAAGAUUGCUAUCUUUCGCUUUGUCCAGGCGUGCAUGAAGGAGCUCCGCGUCCCUCCGGCGGAGAGCUUUGUCAUCACGGACCUGAUGGGAAAUGACACGAGCGGCUUCGUCAAGGUGACACAAGUUGUCAACUACGUUCUCGACCUCGCCGAAAGACGUGGUCUCUUGAUGCAGAGCCAACUAUUCCCCGAAGACGAGACCGUGAGCGCCGCCGCCGGCUCCCAGAUGAGCUACAGAGACCACAUCGUCAAGGAACUCGUCGACACGGAGCGCAAGUAUGUCCAAGACUUGGAGAACCUCCAUGACUUGAAGAAGGCCCUGGAGCAAAAGGGCGCGGUACCUGGCGACAUCGUCCACCAAAUAUUCCUCAACAUUAAUGCCAUCCUCGACUUUCAGCGUCGAUUCCUCAUCCGAGUCGAGACGGCAAAUUCGAUGCCCAAGGCCGUUCAGCGCUGGGGGGCGCCCUUUUGCUUCUACGAGGACGCCUUCGACAUUUACCAGCCCUUUAUUGCGAAUCAGAGAAAGGCGGCGCAAAUCGCGAAUCAAGUAUUCGACAAAAUCCAGCUCUCAGAUCACCCGGUCGCCGCCGACUUCAACACCCUCGAUGGAUUCCUGCUCAAGCCAAUGCAGCGGCUGGUCAAGUAUCCGCUUCUCCUCAAGGAUCUACACAAGAAGACUGAGGACCCCGAGACCAAGGAGGAUCUCAUGUCGGGUUGCGAGGCCGCGGAGCGGGUCCUGCACAAAGCCAACGAAGCGGUGAACCGAGACCUGCUGGAUGAAGCGUUGGAGGAAUUGAUCACGCGAGUAGACGACUGGAAGUCCCAUAGAGUGGAGUCGUUUGGGAAGCUGCUCUUGCACGGCGUAUACGGAGUCAUCACAGGCAAGAGUGAACAGGAGAAAGACUACGAGAUAUACCUGUUCGAAUGCAUCUUGCUGUGUUGCAAGGAGGCCUCUGCGUCCAGGAGCAAGGACAAGAAGGACAAGACACGGUCCUCGGGCCCAAAACUCCGAAACAAGAACGCAAAGCUCCAGCUCAAGGGCAGGAUAUUCAUGACUAAUGUGACUGACAUUGUGUCUCUUUCCAAGCCUGGUUCCUACAGCGUUCAGAUUUGGUGGAAGGGUGACCCCGGCGUCGAGAACUUUACGAUCAAGUUCCUUAACGAGGAGACCAUGAAGAAAUGGGCGGUUCGGCUCGAGGCGCAACGCAAGGACAAUGCUCCACGGCACUCAAUCAGCCAGGACGGCACCGACUUUUCCUGGACCCGAGACCAUGCGAGCGGGCUCGAAAACCCCUAUCUGCAUCAGGACGAUGACGAGGACGAGGACUUUGGCAUCAUGUCCGCCCCGGUGCAAUACUCGACAAUGUCUGCACAACCCAUGCCUCGUCGACCCUCGAGCUCGAACCUGAGGCAACGGUCCGCGACGGGCGAGAGCACGCAGUCUCUGGCCGGCAUUGCGAGGGCGCCGCCGCCACGCUUCCCGAUUCCUGCGCCUCCCCCGGCGCUGAGCCUCCAGACGCAGGGCAACGGUGCGCUGUCGCCCAGCACCCGCGGCGGCGACAGCUACUUCUCCCCCGUGGCCGAGUCUCCAGCGUCGUCGCGGACGAGCGCCGCCAGCGGCAUGUUCCCCGGCCCUCCGUACUCGUUCUCCAAGUCAGGCAUGCCGCAGCAGGCAUGGGACGACAGCAACCGCUACACGGCGCCAGCCAUGCCGCGCGCACCGUCCCGAGACGGCUCGUCGCCCAAUCCACACUCGAACGCCAGAAACCCCCGCGGCCCGUCGCUUCCCGCAAUGGCCACGCAAAGCCAGAGCGCUGCCCAGCAGCAGCGAAGUCGAUCCUACAGCACUCCCGACGUCAACGCGACGGGUAUGCCGCGACAACGGCAGCCCAGCCAGAGCCACAUACCGGCUGUGCCCGGCAUUCCGCAGCACCUCCAUCCGGCGCACGACCACAACAUCCCGAGAUCGCAGACUGGCUCUCCGCGCGGCGACAUGCCGAUCCGAACCAGCGCCCAGAGCCCCAGUGGCCAACACGGUCGGCUGCACAAACACUCUGGCAGUCUGGGCGGAACCAUGUCGCACUUUCCUGCGCAGCCGGCCUAUCCGCGACAGAACACCCCUGGACCUCCCGGAGGAAACGGACUUCGCGUGGACUCGACGGCUGCCAACUCGCGGACCGUGUCCCCGGCGCUGGGGACCGGCUCCAUCACGCCGCAGCCCGGCGCAAACUCGGAGAUGCCCCUGCCCACGCAACUCAAGGUUCGCGUCAACUGCGACAACGGCAACUACGUGACGCUCGUGGUCGCCUUCAACAUUACCUAUCAAUCGCUCAUUGAUCGAAUCGACGCCAAGCUCGCGCGGUUUAUGAGCAGCAGCAUCGGCAAGGGCGUGCUGAAACUGCGGUACCGAGACGAGGAUGGCGAUUUUGUCACGAUUGAGAGCGAUGAUGAUAUCCAGAUUGCCUUUAUGGAGUGGCGCGACGGGGUGCGAAACAUGUACUCGGGAGGCGUGGGAGAGAUAGAGCUCUUCUGCGUCGGUGAAACCACAUAA